This is a messenger RNA of Penaeus chinensis, 609 nucleotides long. Its product is annotated as putative nuclease HARBI1. The record is from RefSeq and is a predicted model, not a curated record. NCBI's taxonomy places the organism in Eukaryota, Metazoa, Arthropoda, Malacostraca, Decapoda, Penaeidae. Bases 1 to 609 code for a protein of 202 amino acids. The transcript is spliced from 4 exons.
AUGGCAGAUUUUGUGGAUGUGAGGCAUGUUAAACAAUACAUGCCCCGUUUACCCACACUUGAUCGUGAUUUCAAGAUGUUAUUCCGUUUUGAAGAACAAAAUGUAUCGGUCAAGAACUUUCCAACUACCAACAGAGAAAUAGUAGAGGCAAAACAGUUAUGGCAAAGGAAGUAUAAGUUUCCGACAGCUAUUGGUGUCAUCGAUUGUACUCACGUGGGGAUACUGAAACCAAAGCUGCAUGGAGAUGAGUACAUUAAUCGAAAAGGCAAGUCUACUCUGAAUGUUCAAGCCACUUGUGAUGCCAAAGAAAUGUUCACUAGUGUUGAUAUUAGUUGGCCUGGAUCCGUGCACGACUCAAGGAUAUGGAGAAAUUCACAAGUGUGUUUACAAUUAAGAACUAAAGCUAAUGCUGUGCUACUUGGUGAUGACGGAUAUGGAAUAGAGACAUGUCUCAUGACUCCAUAUCGAAAUCCUACAUCCCCUGCUGAGCACAAAUUAAAUUUCCAACAUGUAACUAAGCGCUCCCGAAACACGAGUCAACCUUUAACUUCUGCUUGGAGGAUAUCCUCGCAAUUGCCCGUCAAUAUAUCCGCCGAUCAUACUCACUAA